AUGCUUGUUCAAACCAACUCUACCACAGUUGUGGAAAAACGACUCGCAUGGCAUCCCAGACACUUGAAUCGAUUCAUAGUCGCGGGGAAUUCUCAAAUAACUCUCUACGAAUGUGCUCCUGGUCAGCCUGAGAUCAGGCAUAUUACUUCUCAAAAUGACUUGAAUCUAAUGAAGUGUUUUACAUGGUCUCCAGAGCCGCUCUUUGAUGACCUGUUGGCCGUAGGUCAUAGUAAUGGUCGCGUCGAUUUAAUUCGCCUGGAAUCUUCGCGAUAUACUGGGGCAGACAACAUAUUGUCUGCUGGUCCUGUCGUGUCUUUACCUGUGAAGAAUCAACGAGCAUGCAACACUUUGGCGUUUUCUGGGAAGGAUCCUAAUUAUCUUGCGGUAGGGUUAGAUAAAGUCAGAGGGGACGCGAGUUUGAUUAUCUGGGAUGUGAAUAGUGCACUUCCCAUAUUAUCCUUUGGAGGGGCGACCUCUAACAGCUCUACAAGUAAUGGUGUGGAUGUUUCCAAUCAAAUUCUACGCACCAGGUCCUCUCCCGCUAUCCCUCGUACGGAGCACGGUACAAAAUUCGACAAUCGCAUGCUGCAAGUUCACGCCACGACAGACUACGUGUCAUCCCUUGCUUUUCUUCCUGACUCCUCUCAUCUCCUUCUAGCCGGAAUCUCCAGCCGUUGGCUUCGUCUAUUCGAUCUACGUGCCCGGCCCUCCUCGAGUAAUAAUAAUACCAAUCUCCAGAACGGGACCGGAGGAGGACCUGUUGCAAAUGUUGCCUCAAAGGUGCAGGGCGUAGUCACAGAUCCUUUUGAUCCUCAUCGAGUUGCGUCUUGGGGUGAUGGAGUAGUUACAGUUUGGGACGCAAGGAAUCUCGGAGGUGGUUCUCUCCUAACUUUCACGGAGCGAGACGGUGCUGCAGACGGCGGUAUUUUCCCCUCUGCUCAACUCACCACCUCGGCCUCUACCACGUCUUUGGCAAGCUUACCCAGGAAAGGGACCGGACUUAUCUCUGGCUCUGCACCAGAAAGAGUCACUUCGCCUUACAUUUCCAUCGAAUUUUCGGCCAAUCGGAGGGGACAGCUGGCCACUCUAUCGAAAGACGCGCCCUACGUUCGUUUGUGGGAUAUUUUAGAAGCAUCUGUACCCUCUGCAUGGUCAACGUUCUCGCAAACAGAUGUGCUGAGCCGCGUCACGAACAGUGAUCUGGUCUCUGGUAACACUUCAACAAGAGAUAGGGGCCGCUCACUCCGAGAUAGGGAAAAUAGUACCGGAAGUACCAUCUCUGACGGUCGAAAGCAAACGCUUUCAUUACCCAAGAGAAGUUGGCCCAAUUUUCCUUCAUGGGGUGGGCGAGCCAGUUUGCCUAGCGUUGAACGAGAAAUAAGCAAAGAUUCCUCUGUCAUAGCGACUUCACUAGUAUUGAGUGACACGCGAAAGACAAACCCUCUUCUUCCUAUCACUGGGCCUGAGCACUAUCCAUCCCAACCCCGCACGCUCACAUCUUUUGCUCUUGUUCCAAGCCCUUCAUUUUAUAACCGGCAGCAACCCAGCACAUCUACUAAAAUCGUAAUGAUUACCUCUGCAGGCGAAUUAGCUCUCCAAACACUGCACGAUUCACCAAAAGCGGAGGCAGCUUGGAGCGCUAAAGGUCAUAUAGGCGGCAUUGGGUUUGCUCACAACGAAUCACAAGCGCCAUCCAAUGAGCAGUGGAACGAAUAUGCGGGUUCUCCAUCUCCGUCGACCGACAAAUCCAAAUCCAAGUCACAGUCACAAUCCAAGCUGGAAAGUUAUGAUGAUUACCCUCAUGGAUGGUCUCGCGCUGACGCACACCCGCGUAAUUUUGAUGGAGCUGAACCAUCGAAAGCAAGUCAGAGGAGCAAGGAGGUGUUGAGUUCAGAAUCGCAUGCUCCCCUCACCGUUGAAAGAGGGAGACGACAAACUAAACCAACAAGGGAGCCUGGUGGCACACGGCUCGAUCCUAUAUAUACGCUUCUAGCAGAUGAUGAUAUUUCGUCAGUCAUGAGGCGUCGAGCUCGGAAAGGCUACGGCUUUGGGAACGCAUCGCAAAAUGCUACCCUCGUCUACGAUCAGGGAAACGCCAUACAAUCACAAAAUCUGUCGACUUUGUGGACUUGGAUUCACCAUACGCAAACCCAUCUUCACGCCCCCACUCCUCAUGUCCAAGGUUAUGAUUUUACCUACCAAGGGGUCUGGAGGAUCUGGAAUGGACUGACCGAUAAUCAGGAUUUGUUGUCAUCCAAUAAAGCGACCGCGGGAACCGACUCGCCCAUGGAAGAAUCCAUCAGCGCAGAUGCCACGCCCGUUCAUCGAAAUAAUGUCGAGCUGCCCCCUUUGUUGCUCGAGGGAAGUUUAUUAGGUGAACCUCUUGCCAAGAGGUCCGGAAAGCACAGCUCGAAAUGGAAGAGGAGACAUGUGUCAAGCACAAGCACACCUUCACCCAUCCCGACCCCUCCGAACCGAGAGAACACUUGGCACGCUGCUUUGAAGGAGAUAGCAGCGAGAUUCUCAUCAUUGGGAUCUCAAACUACCAUACGAGUGGCGACGUCGAAGAUGUUGCAACGGCAGGUAUGCUUGGGGUUACUGGGAUGGGAAAAUGAAGCUUUGGUUGGGUUUGAUUCGAGGUCUGUCCGGAGUGGUACGAGUCAACCUGCCAGCAGAGACGAGCUUUCCAGGAUUGCUUGUUGGCUUGUAUUCUUCGGACAGUGGGAAAAGGCUGUCGAAAUGCUUAUCGGUAGUAGUGAUGAAACUCAUCAUAUGAUGUCGGCCACCAUUGCUGCUCUUGCACCUUCUGCUUUUCCUGCUCAAUCGACCAUCAAUACAGUCCAACCUUACCCGAGCCCGCUCAACGCCCACUACUCACGCCUAAGAGCCAGAGUGCAGGACCCGUACCUGUGGGCCAUCCUCACAUAUCUAACAACUCGAGAUGUUUCACCUAUUCUUGGUAUUGGAGAAGAUGGAGAGCCAAAACGGAAACUGAACAUCGCUUUCCGGGAGCGCCUUGCCCUCGCUUUCAUUUUUCUCGACGAUUGGAGUCUGUCCAGUUAUCUCCGCCGAUGCAACCAGAUGGCGAAGAACCCAGAACAGAUGGAUGAUGAUAUUGGUUUGGAUUUGAUAGCUGUUACAGGACUAGCUUCACCGGAAGGAAGAGAGGUUCUUGGUUGGUGGGUGGAUAGGACAGCUGAUGUGCAGAGCGCAGCGCUUUUGGGAUGGAUGGGCCUUACUUGUAAUAUCCACUUUUUCCAGCCAAACAAUGCGAAAACAGAGAAGGGGAAAGCUGCGCGAGCACGGAGGGAAGACAAGAAGAGAGUUGAAAGGUGGGUGGAGAUAUAUCGUGAUUUGUUGGACUCGUGGCAGAUGUUUCAUGAGCGGGUUGAGUUUGAUAUCAACAGAGGUGAGAUUGGGCGGCGCGUGAUGGCAAACAAAGGUUCGGUAGGGAAAGUGGAGUGGCCUACGAUACCGAGGCAGAUUGUUAUCCGAUGCAAUUAUUGCAAUAAGCCCGUUACACCUGUUCCCAAUAUGCAGGGAGAGAUUCCGCCUAGGAAGGGCAAGCCAACGGUAUGUCCUAAUUGUAGCAGAGGAUUACCAAGAUGUUCGGUUUGUUUGUUGGUACUGUCCAUCGUCCAGGAUCCUGUUCGCAAUGCCCAGCUCGUGGCGCGCGAUUCUGUGAAUCAGUCAGAUACCGUUGACGAAGCGAUAGUCAUUUGUCAGACAUGUAGGCAUGGUGGACAUGUUUCUCAUAUCUCAGGGUGGUUUUUUGGGAACGAUGGAGAAGGACCUGGUCAUCAUGUCUGCCCAGUGGCCGACUGCGAUUGUCGUUGUGCUGAUCAUUUUUAA
Messenger RNA from Marasmius oreades (fairy-ring Marasmius), 3852 nucleotides. RefSeq lists its product as uncharacterized. The coding region runs from base 1 to 3852 and encodes 1283 amino acids. The transcript is spliced from 8 exons. Gene Ontology annotation, molecular function: protein binding. The record is from RefSeq and is a predicted model, not a curated record. Lineage: Eukaryota; Fungi; Basidiomycota; Agaricomycetes; Agaricales; Marasmiaceae. Gene Ontology annotation, cellular component: cytoplasm. Gene Ontology annotation, biological process: positive regulation of TORC1 signaling.